AUGCCUCGAGACUGGGUUCGUGAUGCGAUAAAGAGGGACGUGAGGCGAGCAGAGGCGGCCAAGAGAGGCGGCUUCGGAUCCAUUCAUAGGCCUAGAUCUAGACAGGAAAAGAAGAUACAUGUGGAGACCUUGGAUAAGGUUCCUUUUGAGCUGGUGCCGGCCAUGGAAGCUCGCAGAGGAGGAGUCCUCAUAGGCAGGCGUAGUAGGAUCAUUCUUGGCACUGACCCAGUGGAGAAGAUCCUCCGAAGAUACGCUAACGACCCGGCUGGAGAUAUGCUGGAGACCUUAUGCAAAGCCUGCGUUGAGCAGACCUCCCCUGACGAUAGUCUUGUGACAGGCGCAGACCGUCAGGCCCUCUUUGAUGAUCUUUGGCUCACUUUGGCCGACGGCGUCUCUGCUACCAUGGCCGAGACCACUCUAAGCAGCUUAGAUGCCGCUAUUGUUCUCAAGUGCUUCACCUACUGCGGUCGGACACCUCCGAAGCUACUCUUGUUGAAGUUACUGCGGCGUGUGGCUGGUCGUGGCUCACAGGGCUUCUCUGACUACGGCCUGGUCUAUGCCAUGCAGGCCGUCGGGAAGCUACCCACCCUCGAUGAGGAGGUUGCUGGGGUCCUUGGGAGCAUCUUCGCUCUGGGUCGUCGAAGCCUGAAAACUAUGGAGGUUGGCGUGCUUGGUCACGCCUUUGCGGCCGCCAGUGUGUUGAUGGGUAAAGAGGCCUUGCCCAAGUCUCUAAAAGUAGGGCAACUCCUGAUGAGCAUCUGUGAGAGCUGGAGGCCCGGUGUGGGUCGAANNNNUUGCGAGGCACUGGUUUGUAUUACAACGCAGAUCACCCCUGAGGCUCACAACUCAGUGAAAACAGUCAUGGUGGCAAACAGCAUAAUGAGUAUAAUGCUACCCGGUCUACCACGGUUGCUUCCUCCGAAUGGGUACAACUUGUAG
This is a messenger RNA of Perkinsus marinus ATCC 50983, 939 nucleotides long. RefSeq lists its product as hypothetical. The transcript is spliced from 3 exons. The record is from RefSeq and is a predicted model, not a curated record. NCBI's taxonomy places the organism in Eukaryota, Perkinsozoa, Perkinsida, Perkinsidae. Bases 1 to 939 code for a protein of 312 amino acids.